AUGUCUAAUGAUGAAAUUUGGAGGCAAGCUGUAGAAUGGUUGAUAGCAUGUAAAGUUCUUGAACAACAUAAUAUUCUUACUGCUGCUGAGGCUGAGGCAAAAGAUUUAGCCUUUGCUUUAAGAGAUGGUGUUGUAUUGUGUAAUUUAGCUCAUAAGCUAUAUAAUAGAUCAUUAGAUUAUACAAAAAUAUGUAAAAAAACAACAAUGUCACAGUUUUAUUGUAUUGAAAAUAUUAAACUUUUUUUGGAUGCUUGUAUAAAAAUAUUUAAUAUGAAACCAGAACAUCUUUUUGAACCAGAAGAAUUGUAUAAUUUUACAAAUUUUGGUAAAGUAUUAAAUGUCCUUAGUCGUAUAUCACAUUCAGAGAUUUGUAAAAGAUUUGAUAUUGAACCAUUUCCAAAAACAUAUCGUUGUAAUUCUGCCUUCAUUCAUGAUAAUGAAGAAGAAGUAUAUAGAAAGUUAGUUGAUGAGGCAGAUAAAGAUUAUGAUGAUGAAAAUAAAAUUUAUGAUGUUAAACCACAAAAAAUCGAAGAAGUAGAUGUUGAAGGAAAUAAUGUUGAUCAGAUAUAUGAUUCACUUUUUUGUCACAAAAAUUUAAAUGAUGAAAUAUAUACUUCUAAAUAUGAUAAAUGGAAACGUUUUUUACCAAAAGAACAAAAAGAUCAUGUUAUUAAAGAAAUUUUAGAUACAGAGAUACAUUUUACUAAUGAAGUUCUUACAAAUAUUAUUAAUUAUUUUUAUUUACCUCUUCGUAAUGAUCUUACCCCUGAGGAACAUAAUAAAAUAUUUUCUAAUAUGGCAGAUAUUCAAAAAUUACAUGCGGGUUUUUUAGUUGAACUGGAGAAGGCUGUAUAUUUAACUACAGGAAUUGAAACAAAAAAGCCUUUAGAGUUUCAGAGAAAAAGAAUUGGUGAUGUUUUUGUGGAGUUUAAAUUUCAAUUUUUAAAACAUUAUAAAGUUUAUAUUAUUAAUUCAAUGAAUUCAAGAGAAUUUCUUAGUGUUCUAGAAUCAUCAAGAUCUGAUAUAAGAGAAAAAAUUAAAGAGUAUAGCAAAAAAUCAAGAACACCACAAUUUAGACUUCAAGAUUUAUUAUGUAUUCCUGCCCAAAGAAUUAUGAAAUAUCAUUUAUUGUUAAAAGAUUUAUUAAAAAAAAUUAGUUUAAAUGAUGUUUUAGAAAGAGAGUCAAUUGAAAGGAGUAUUGAGGCAUCAGAAGAUAUUAAUGAAUAUCUUAAUGAAGCUAAAAGAGACUUUGAAAAUAGAAUUGAAUUACAAAAAAUUUAUGACUCUAUAUAUGAUAUGGAAUUUGGAGAUAAGAUGGAUUUUAUUGAUUAUGGAAGGCAGGUUAAAGAUGGUGAGGUAAAAUUUGCUGACUCUAAAGAAGGUGGUAAAUUAAAAAAUCGUCAUGUAUUUGUUUUUGAUAAAAUUAUGCUUGUUUGCAAAGCUCAAAGAUACAAUACUUUUACAUAUAAGACUUGUUAUCUUCUUAGUAAUUAUAAAGUUAUUGAUGAUCUUGAACCUCAAGGAAAGAUGAAUACAUUAUCAAGAAAAUUUAAUACAACAUCUGUUUUAUCAUUUUAUUUAGUAGUUAAUAAACAUACUGGUAAUAAUAAAUCAGAUGAAUUGACUGAUCAAAGUACAUCUUCAACAACUAAUAAUUAUAUUCAAAUUUGUUGUAAAACAUUAAAUCAACGAGAACAAUGGAUGAAAGCUAUAAUUCAGGCUCAGGAAAAUGUUUGUCCCAGGAAAGCUGCUGAAAAUGGGCAUUCAGUGGAGUAUAAAACUUUUAAAGAUAUCAUUGUAUGUUCAUUUUGUGAUAAAUUUUUAAAAGGACUUUACUAUCAAGGAUAUAAAUGUGAAUGUUGUGAAAAUAUUUUUCAUAGAGAAUGCCUUAUGAAUAAUAGAAAAUGUCCAGGAAAACCAAAAAGUUUUAUAAAUAAUAAUGCAGCAUUUGCAAGAAGGCAAACAUUUUCAGGAUCUCUUGGUGAAAUUGUAACAGCUAUAACUACAACAACAUCUCCAGAUCCACAUGUAUUAAAUUUUAAAGAAAAUGAUAAAAUAGAGGUUGUUGAAAUAAAAAAUGAUGGAUUAUUUAUUGGAAGGCUUAUUAAUAAACCUAAUCAAAUGGGUUUAGUUCAUCCAAAUACAGUUAAAAAAUGUAAAAUUAUGCCAAGCAACAUUUCAAGAGCCAGUUCUCUUCAAAUAUCAAAUUUUAAUACAAAUUCUGUUCAUAGAAGACAAGUAUCGCAACCAAUAUUAAAUGGAAGGAGACAAUCAAAUAAUAUAGAAAUGAUUACACAUGAAUAUUAUAAAGAAAUUUGGUAUGUUGGAACAAUUGAUAGAGAAAAAUCUCGUGAUAAAUUAAUUAAUUGUGAAGAGGGAACAUUUCUCGUUCGUUGGAGUAAUAACCAAAAAAAAUAUGUUAUAAGUUUAAAAACAGAAGAUCAUGUUAAACAUAUGAUUGUAGAAAAUAUUUCUCGCAAUGCUGUUUGUUUGUGCAAUAGUAGAGUAUUUGGAAAUCUUAAAGAACUAAUAGAAUUUUAUAAAAUUAAUUCACUAUCAGAAUGUUUUACAGGACUAUAUACAACAUUAAAAAUUCCACUGCUAAAAACAAAAUUAUACCGGGUAAAACAAAAUUUUGACAGAGAACAUUGUCCAGAGUUUGAUUUUACAGAUUCAAGAUUCUUAUCAAUGUCUCGGGGUGAUAUCGUAACAUUAGUUGACUUGAUAGGUGAAGAAAAAUACUGGUGGAUGGGAGAAAUCAACGGACGGGUAGGUUUUUUUCCAAUACAAUAUGUCUCCGAAAUUCUUGAUGACGACAAAAAAGACGAUGAAGGAGGAACAGAAAGCGAUGAAGGAACUUUUUCUAUGUCUUCAAUGCAGAAUGAUAUUCCAAAUAUUAUAGAUUAA
Molecule: messenger RNA, 2907 nt
Organism: Strongyloides ratti
Lineage: Eukaryota; Metazoa; Nematoda; Chromadorea; Rhabditida; Strongyloididae
Product: Protein vav
Exons: 2
Coding region: 1-2907 (968 amino acids)
Biological process (GO): cell migration; regulation of GTPase activity
Cellular component (GO): cytoplasm
Molecular function (GO): guanyl-nucleotide exchange factor activity; protein binding
Source: RefSeq, a predicted model, not a curated record